AAGAAAUAGAAAUAGAAAUAGAAAUAGAAAAUUAAAAAUACUAAAAAAAAUGGCGUCAGAUGAUAUACAAAAUACACAAAGUAUAGACAAAAAUACAAACAAUAUCAGUGAAUCAAAGGCUUUCGACUGGUGGAGAAGAACUGUGCAAUACAAAACUGGAAUCAGUUUAUCUGACCAAGAUAAACUUCAAUAUGAAAAAGAUGCCCAAGAUAGAAAACAAAAAAGAGAUUGUGAAGCAUGCUACGAAUAUCGAGAUUGGAUGCUACAAUACUCCCCCAGCGUUAAAUUCAUGCUACAGCAAAUCAAAGACAUAUCUCCCAACCCCAACACUCCCUACAUUAAUGAAAACAAUAUAAUCUGCGAACACUGCAAUGAAUUUAAAGGUGGUGGUUUCAACUCAGAACUAGGUGUACUAAUCUGUCAAAAUAGAAUCUACAGUAAAUGGCAAUUGGAAGAUAUAAUGACCCACGAAUUAGUUCAUGCUUACGAUAACUUGAAAUUUAAAGUCGAUUGGUUCAACCUUCGUCACCAUGCUUGCUCAGAAAUAAGAGCGAGCUCUCUUAGUGGUGAAUGCAGAUUUGCUAACCAAUUCUUUAAAGGUGCAAUGAAAAAUUUUAAAAAGGGCCACCAGGAGUGUGUAAAAAGAAGAGCCAUUCUUUCUCUCACUAGUAAUCCUCAAUGUGAAAACAAACAACGAGCUGAAAAAGUCAUUGACGAGGUCUGGGAAUCUUGCUUUAAUGAUACAAGGCCAUUUGAAAGAAUCUUUAGAUAAUCUUUUAAAUUCUCCUCCCUUAUCCAUAUUCAAUUCUUGUAAAUAAACAUAUAAAGAUAUCCACCCCAACGGCUCUAUUCGGAAAAUCAACAAAUUACAUAAUAACGCGGUAUAUAUCAC
Messenger RNA from Ascoidea rubescens DSM 1968, 892 nucleotides. It is a transcript of the gene ATP23, whose product is annotated as putative metalloprotease. The transcript has a single exon. Gene Ontology annotation, molecular function: metalloendopeptidase activity. Gene Ontology annotation, biological process: mitochondrial protein processing; mitochondrial proton-transporting ATP synthase complex assembly. Gene Ontology annotation, cellular component: extrinsic component of mitochondrial inner membrane. NCBI's taxonomy places the organism in Eukaryota, Fungi, Ascomycota, Saccharomycetes, Ascoideales, Ascoideaceae. The record is from RefSeq and is a predicted model, not a curated record. The coding region runs from base 50 to 772 and encodes 240 amino acids.